CGUUCGUCACGCAGGGGAAGGUGGAAUUAGCUAGUGAGGUGUCCAAGGGAGAAAACUUAAUAGCAGUGUGCUUACCAUCACUAAAUUAUAAUGCCACAUGACAGUGUCACGUGUUUUGGACGUAGAAGUAGCAAGGACGUUGCUACAGUCGAAACAUCCCAGCACGCCACGCUUUCGCAUGCAAUACAUGCAAGCAGACUUGAGUGCCUUCGUAAGUUUUCUUUGGUUUCCUUCCAGCUCGUAUACGGCGACUACUUCGAUCACCUGUUGCCAUGGUACGAACGCCGAGGAGACGACAACGUCCUCUUUCUUACGUACGAGCAAAUGAAGGCGGACACCAGGGGCCAGGUUCUUAAGAUCGCCGACUUUCUCGGGAAGACGAACACGGUGCUGAGCUUCGCCGGGACGAGGCAGUCUUGCAGAAUAUACUCGAUGCCUGCAGCUUGGACAACGUCGGGCGCAUCUACGCAAGAUGACGAGGUCGAAAUGCACCAGAGUCCAGGCUUUAUCCGUAAGGGAGUUGUCGGUGACUGGCGAAACCAUUUUACAUCCGAGCAAGCGCGGCGCACGAAGGAAUGGAUAACCAGGAAGACCGAAGGAAGCGAUGUUAUGACGCUUUGGAAGGACUGUGGUCUGCCAUAG
Molecule: messenger RNA, 642 nt
Organism: Rhipicephalus sanguineus (brown dog tick)
Lineage: Eukaryota; Metazoa; Arthropoda; Arachnida; Ixodida; Ixodidae
Product: sulfotransferase 1B1-like
Exons: 2
Coding region: 91-642 (183 amino acids)
Biological process (GO): sulfation
Cellular component (GO): cytoplasm
Molecular function (GO): sulfotransferase activity
Source: RefSeq, a predicted model, not a curated record